CCAGUUUUUACGAAGUAAUUUCGCAUGUGUUUCUUGGCUUUCAUUUUAGACCUCAGGAACUCCCGUGAGUGAAUCGAAUUCAUGCUUGAAUGAAGGCUUAACAAUGCGACGAGGUUUAGUUGGACGUUUGUUUCUUCUUCUUCGGCCAAUUCGUUCUCAGUUCAGUUACUGGAUUAUAAAUCCAAAGCCUUUCUGCCCAUUAACAAACUGCAACAAAUCAUUUCGUGUUCCUGGCCUGUUUAUUCUUAUUGUUUUUGGGAUACCAAUUUCGUUGUCGCUCGAUUAUUUAAUUUUGCCCCUUUCUCUCUUAAUUUCUGUUUUAUUAUUGUUACUUGCUUUAUGGUUUUGUUUUCAGUACCUAGAACAGACAAUAGUUUAUGCUUGUGAUGAACCACCGUCUUCGAAAUUUUUAUACAUGAAUCCAUCAUCUUUUGGAUUUUCUACAUGGGAAUUGGUAAAAUUAUGUCCUAAUGGCAACACUGGGCCAACAAUUAUUGGUUUCCUUCUUCUUCAGCCUGAUUUAUGUCGCAGAAAGUCUUGUCCAGUUGUGCUCCUUUUGCAUGGAAAUGCAGGAAACUCUACUACCCGGCUACCAAUGUGCCAAGUUUUAGAAAACCGUUUUCAAUGUAAUAUUUUUAUUAUAGACUAUCGAGGUUAUGGUCAGAGUACCGGAAAGCCAAGUGAAGAGGGUUUAUAUGCAGAUUGUACGUGUGCUCUUAAUUAUUUAUACAUGAGAAGUGAUCUGAACAAUGAAAAAAUAUUUGUACUUGGUCGAUCAUUGGGAGGAGCGUUAGGUAUUUAUUUGGCAGUGGAUCCUAUAUCAAGUGAGAAAAUAUGUGGUGUUAUUAUUGAAAAUACGUUUACAUCUAUCACUGAUGCUGCAAGUCAUAUCCUCAAUAUACCCUGUAAAUUGCCCUCUUGGUUGUUCUCAAAUCAAUAUACCUCCUUGGCUAGACUUCAAAGUUGUAGCAAAUCUAGAAAGAAAUCCUCAUCUUUCCCACCUCUUUUGCUUAUCUCAGGUGAGUUGGAUAAUAUUAUUCCACCAAAAAUGAUGUGGAAACUUGCUGAAGCUUAUGAAAAUAUAGUGACAAAACAGCAUAUUCGAAAUGAGUGUAGUUCGAGCGUAAUGUACGACGACUCUCCAAAGCCCAACUCGCUUUCCCAAAACCCAGUUACCUUCAUUAAUUCUGGAAGAGAUGGUCUUGUGAGUUUUCCGGAUGGUCAUCAUAAUGAUACUUGGCUUUGUAACAAGUGGUCGGACGUUAUUUUACGUUUUGUCGAGCAAUCCAGCGUACGUAUCAGAAAUACUGCCAACGAAAUUGAUCUCAAUGUAUCUGUUUGAUCACUUUACCCUUUAUUUUUUCCCCGUAAAUUUUUAUACAUUGUGCAUUAAUUAUUUUGAACAGUUUUUAUAGCUUGAUUUCGUGCAAACGUUUAUAGUUCAACUAUCCUUUCUCUAGAUUAUGAAGCAUAAAUAUCAGGUUGAAUAACGCUUUCAUUUUCCACUCUUUUAGACCCGAGUGUGUUACGGUCACAGUUAGUGUUCACAGGCUUAACUAAUUUCAGUAGUUAAUUGUUGACAUAGGAAUUCUGUAAAGCGUUUCUCUUCUAUCCCGUGCUUAGUAUCACGGUGUACUCUUCCAAUUUAAGUGUAUGUAUUACUUAAGAUACUUCUACUCAUUGCAUGUUGUAAGUUUGAAGUAAAUCAUGUUUGCGUGGGAUUUUUAUGUUUCCAGAGCUAUAAAUGAAUACUCACCUUGGG
This is a messenger RNA of Schistosoma margrebowiei, 1762 nucleotides long. NCBI's taxonomy places the organism in Eukaryota, Metazoa, Platyhelminthes, Trematoda, Strigeidida, Schistosomatidae. The record is from the annotation of a GenBank genome assembly.